GCGCGCGCUGGACUCCAAAUGCUCUCGCCUCGACUAGUGAAAGUCUGUGCUGGAGGCAGCUUCAGUGUAGCACUUUCGGCCGACGGACAGGUGUUUACGUGGGGUCUCUCCGCGUCAGGCCGACUCGGAUUCCGAACGCGCUUCAGAGCACAGCUACGGCCGCGUCGACUCGAGAGUGUCAGUUUGCUGCUGAAGCAAGGCGGUGGCGGUGCCCUUGACGUGAGCCAGGGCCAAUACGCGCGCAUCGUCGAUAUCGCUGCGGGCGGCGCUUUCGGCUUGCUACUGAGCAGUCAGGACAGCACAGGUCCGGGCGCUCGAAUCUACGCGUUUGGCGAGAAUUCGAAGGGACAGUUGGGCGUGGGCCAUUUGAUGGACUGUUACGAGCCGACGCUCGCUUUUGCGUCGCCGACGAAAAAUUUGCUAUUGUCGCAAAUUUGCGCAGGAGACGCCCACGCUUUGGCCCUAGACGUGUCUGGCAACGUCUAUUCUUGGGGAGGAUUGGGUGGCGCGGCUACUGGACAUGGCUACCCGAAUCCGAACGCUCUUGUUGGCGGUGUGCCGGCAGCCUACAGCCGUCGAAAACUGGACAUGAAGCAGUACGCGAACUAUCUCGCAAAAAUCGAGAAGGAAAAUGCAGACAAGAAACCAGUACAAAGUUAUCUUGACUACAUUAUGAUAUACAGACGAGAAUGACAGGGCUUACUGACGAUACAUAAGGGUCUAGUUAAGACUAAAAGGUUGAUAAGUUUCUCAAGACGCAACUUCGAUGAUGUAAGCUAAUGUCGUCCCUUUUUAGGUAACCCCGCAGAGCGGGAACGGCCUCUUUGCCGAUGCAGUUGCGGAAUUACGCACGGACGAGAAGUUUGGAAAUCUCGACGGGAUUGAUAAUUUCGGUCAAAUGGUGUCGCUAUCAGUGCAGUUUCGGUUGCGAUCCGUGCCUUUCUGGUGGACACGGCCACGUGGCAUUCUGCAGUUGAAAAGUGUGCAGCAUAUUGAAGCGGGAUUUGCGCACUCCCUUGCAGUCACUUCGGACGGGCUCUUGUACCAUUGGGGCACGACGCAGGUAGCGCGUGAAGAGGAGUUCUCUUUCACGAAGCUGUUGCGAAGAAAGCUUCAGAAAGACGGAAAACUCUACGGCUAUGAGUGGCUGGAGCAGCAAUUUCAGGAAAUUAGCGACACAGAUAAAGUUGUCUUCUCGAACGACGGGAUCAAGCUGGUUGGGAAAGGCGCGGCUUCGUCCACAACGGCCAGUGGGUCAUCGCAAUUCAUGCGCAGCUCCUCGUCUUCCUCAGGGAGCUCAGGAACCGGAAACGCCAGUGACGGCUCAGCAGAC
Messenger RNA from Amoebophrya sp. A25, 1333 nucleotides. Lineage: Eukaryota; Dinophyceae; Syndiniales; Amoebophryaceae. The record is from the annotation of a GenBank genome assembly.